Entrophospora candida is the source of this 717-nucleotide messenger RNA. Lineage: Eukaryota; Fungi; Glomeromycota; Glomeromycetes; Entrophosporales; Entrophosporaceae. The record is from the annotation of a GenBank genome assembly.
AUGUUUCCAAAAUCUUAUCCUGAAUCAUCAUCUGGCAAACCACUUAUGACCUUAGACAGGGAAGGUCCUUUGUUCAUUUUAACAAUGAAAAAUGGUGAAAAUCGAAUCACCACCACUUUUGUCCAGGCUUUUUUUUCUGCAUUGGAUGAUAUUGAAAGAAUUCGUGAGCAGGAAGAUAAACAGCCAGCUGCACUUAUCACCACUGGCGAGGAAAAAUUUUAUAGUAAUGGAUUGGAUUUAGAGCAUGCGUUAAGUACUCCUGGUUUUUUUGACAAUUAUUAUUUGAAGUUGUUGACUAGAAUGUUGACUUUUACUAUACCUACGGUUGCGGCGAUUAAUGGCCAUGCUUUUGCUGGUGGUUGUAUGUUAGCUUUAGCACAUGAUUACCGUGUUAUGAGAAAUGAUCGAGGAUAUAUGUGCAUGGUAGUUGAUAUUCCUUCACCUUUACAUUUAGGCAUGGCUGCGAUUGUUAGAAUUAAAAUGACACCAAAAACCUAUAGAGACUGUAUAUUACAAGCUCAUAAAUUCAGUGCACAAGAAUGUUUAGAUCAACAAUUAGUUGAUUUGAUUGCACCACAAAAAGAAGUUUUACCUAAAGCAAAAGAAUUAGCUUUGAAAUGGUCUCCCAAAGCUCGUGCUGGUGCUAUCUAUGGUUCAAUAAAAGAAACAAUGUAUGUGGAAGCUAUUAAUCAUUUAAGUUUAAAAUAUAAAUUAUAG